Messenger RNA from Ornithodoros turicata, 3142 nucleotides. RefSeq names its product DNA replication licensing factor mcm7-like (gene Mcm7). The record is from RefSeq and is a predicted model, not a curated record. Lineage: Eukaryota; Metazoa; Arthropoda; Arachnida; Ixodida; Argasidae. Gene Ontology annotation, biological process: DNA strand elongation involved in DNA replication; DNA replication initiation; double-strand break repair via break-induced replication. Gene Ontology annotation, cellular component: nucleus; MCM complex. The transcript has 15 exons. Bases 106 to 2271 code for a protein of 721 amino acids. Gene Ontology annotation, molecular function: single-stranded DNA binding; ATP hydrolysis activity; ATP binding.
UUUCCCGCCGUUUCUGAACUCCCGCCACUCCCGGCUCUCGUUGUUAGCAGUUGCAGUUGCCGUCCGUUGAGUUGGGAUUUGUUUCUUAAGUGAAAAUAUUUCAACAUGACGGCGAAAGACUAUGCAACUGAUCGUGAUAAGAUCAAGUCGUUUUUAAUCGACUUCUACGCACCCGACUCCAAAGGAAAGAAAGACUUCGUUUACUCGAAACAAUUGGUUCGUCUUGCACAUCGAGAACAAGUAGCCCUCACCAUCGAUCUCGACGAUGUUCAGGGGUUUGACUCUGCUCUGGCGGAAGCAGUCGUUCAGAAUGCACGGCGCUAUGCGAACUUGUUCUCGGAUGUGGUAUACGAAAUGCUUCCAGAUUUCAGGCAGAAAGAGGUCAUUGCGAAGGAUGCCCUGGAUGUGUAUAUAGAGCACCGCAUGUUGAUGGAGGCACGCACGCACCAACCAGGCGAGGUGCGUGAUCCGCGGAACAAGUACCCACCGGAACUUAUGCGCAGAUAUGAAGUAUACUUCAAGCUCCCUUCCGAGACAAAGCCGAUGUCCGUCCGCGACGUGAAGGCCAGUUCCAUCGGCAAACUCGUGGUCGUGAAAGGCAUCGUGACUCGAUGCACCGAGGUCAAGCCGAUGAUGUCCGUGGCAACGUACACCUGCGACCAGUGCGGUGCGGAGACUUACCAACCUAUCAACAGCCCGAAUUUUAUGCCUCUGCUGAUGUGUCCCAGUGACGACUGCCGAGUCAACAGGUCCGGUGGUCGCCUCUAUCUCCAGACGCGGGGUUCCAAGUUCGUUAAAUUUCAAGAACUUAAGAUUCAGGAACACAGCGACCAAGUUCCCGUUGGCAACAUACCUCGCACCAUGACAGUGUUUGUGCGAGGAGAACUCACGAGGUCGGCACAGCCUGGGGACCAUAUUGCCAUCACGGGCAUAUUUUUGCCUCUGCUGAGAACGGGGUUUAGACAGAUUCAAGGAGGGCUGUUGUCGGACACCUACCUAGAUGCUCAUAAAAUCACGAAGAUGAAUAAAACUGAAGAUGAUGAACUAGACGAAGGAGAAAUGGACGCUGAAGAGUUGAAGCAACUGGCAGAGGAGAAUUUCUACGAGAAACUAGCCGGCAGUAUUGCACCCGAGAUCUACGGCCAUGAGGAUGUCAAGAAAGCGCUGCUGCUUCUGCUUGUGGGAGGGGUUGACAGAAUUCCAAAUGGCAUGAAGAUCAGAGGUCAUAUCAAUAUCUGUCUCAUGGGAGAUCCCGGAGUGGCAAAGUCUCAGCUGCUGUCCUACAUUGAUAGGCUGGCCCCGAGAAGUCAGUACACCACGGGACGUGGAUCGUCAGGGGUGGGUCUGACUGCGUCAGUCGUGAAAGAUCCUCUGACAAGUGAGAUGACAUUGGAAGGAGGUGCAUUAGUGCUGGCUGAUCAGGGUGUCUGCUGCAUUGACGAGUUUGACAAGAUGGUUGACUCUGACCGCACAGCCAUCCACGAAGUCAUGGAGCAGCAAACUAUUUCUAUUGCCAAGGCUGGCAUCCUGACGACACUGAACGCCCGUACAUCUAUCCUGGCAGCUGCCAACCCUGCCUACGGACGUUACAACCCCAAGCGGACCAUCGAACAGAAUGUGCAGCUUCCUGCUGCCCUGCUCUCCCGUUUUGAUCUCCUCUGGCUCAUCCAGGAUAAGCCGGAUCGAGAGAACGACCUCCGCCUGGCCAACCACAUCACAUUUGUGCACAAGAACUGCGCCGAGCCGCCGCAGACACUGAAACCACUGGACAUGCGUCUGAUGCGCCGCUAUAUUGCGCUGUGCAAGCGCAAGACUCCAGCCAUAGCGGAGUCUCUGACGGAGUACAUCGUGGGGGCCUACGUGGACAUGCGCAAGGAAGCGCGCAACAGCAAAGACAGCACGUUCAUGUCCCCCCGUACUCUGCUUGCCAUUCUGCGUCUCUCAACGGCACUGGCAAGGCUCAGGCUAGCAGACGUCGUAGACAAGGAUGAUGUAAACGAAGCCAUGCGCUUGAUGGAGAUGUCCCGAGACUCUCUAGUGCACCACAACGAACCUUCCGGGCGGAUCCAAACCGUGACGGACAAGAUCUUCGCUCUGAUCCGAGAUAUGGCUGCGGAGUCUGGCGGGAAGACCGUGAAAAUGAGCGAAGCCGUCGAACGCUGCACCUCUCGCGGAUUCCGACCAGGUCAGGUGGAGGAAGCCAUAGAGGAAUAUGAGGAACUGAAUGUUUGGCAGAUUAAUCAAGCCAGAACGAAAAUUACGUUCGUUUGAAUGGUGACCUGAUGAGCAUCGCAGGUACGAGAGAGCAGAAAAAUGUGAGGCUGUGCUCAAACUGAUCUGCGUUUGUAAUAUUCAACUUGUAAUGUGUAUUGGAUAAUGUCACUUGCCUUUUGUACCGAGAAUUUUCCUUUUGCUAUGUUUUUGUGUGUUUCGAAGAGUGGAUACUUUUGAGAGUACUUUACGAGGUAAAAAUGGUUUUACAACUUGGUGCCGUUCUUGACGAUUUUAAAUGGACGAAACGCUUUCAGAAGUGCCUUUACUCAGGUAGUAUACUUCAUAAACCUUCAUCUUUUUAUUAUUUAUAAUAAGACUUCAGUUAUUUCAGUCAGGACUGGCUUUACUGGUCCAAAAGGCUGGUCAUGGUCUCUGUAGUGUAAUGAGAGCGGCGAUGUCUGUCAAACCCACGACGAGCUCCUUAUAGGGGGUUGCCGAUUAUGGGAUGGUCGUGGUCAAAACAUGCAAAUAUGGCAGAAAUACAAAUUUUGUUUCAGCCAUUGUGUCCUUGCUUGUCGUACACUAUCUUUCAACCAACAAGCCCAACUUUCAAUUUUGUUUCAGCGUUAUAAAAUGCAGCACGCAUAGGUGCCCAACAGAGAUUUAAACCAUUCUGUGCUAAAUGCAGAAUAAAAUGUACCGCUGUGAUGUAUGUAAACCGAUAGGGUCCAAACUACGGCAAAAACACUUUUCUUUACUUUUUUUGUAAGUUAUGUCCCGUUACUGUCCUUCUACUUUGCGAAGUAAGACCAGCCACCACUGCCACGAGAUGGUCAUUUUGCUUUCGCAAUUUCGACUUGUAUUAUUGCGUGCUGUAUAUUUUGUGAAACGUUGUGAACUGCUCAAUAAAUAAAGCGAUACAAGGAAA